Messenger RNA from Oldenlandia corymbosa var. corymbosa, 2737 nucleotides. NCBI's taxonomy places the organism in Eukaryota, Viridiplantae, Streptophyta, Magnoliopsida, Gentianales, Rubiaceae. The record is from the annotation of a GenBank genome assembly.
CAGCAAUUGCCAAGUUGGAAACUUUUCUCCCGCCACACAAAAAGAUUUCCAUCCGUCGCCGUUUUCUUCUUCUAUCUUCUUCCUCUAUCCGUUGAUUCGACUCCACUUUCCCAUUCCUCUUUUCUUCGACAACUUUUCGGGAAAUCGGACUGAGUUGCCUUGAAGAUUACGCAGGGUAAUUCAAGCGAUGGCUUCGAUGAUAACCUCGCAAGCCCUAAAAUUAACUGAAUUAAAAUCUUCGCCUUUGCACCCUGUUUCUCCGUCAUCUCACGGCCAAGUAUUCUCGCCGCCCCUUUCUUCAGUUUCCGUUAAUCCCGGUAAUCGGCUUCUUCGCCCUCUCAGGCACAGAACUGCAAAUCGCCCGUAUUUCGCAGUCCAAGCAUCAUCGGUCUCCGGCUUUGAUGGAAACAUUGGCGACUUGCUGGGUGACGUUAGCAUCUUCACCGCCUCUGGUCAGGCCGUAAAGUUUCAGGACCUCUGGGAUCAAAAUGAGGGAUUAGCAGUUGUUGCCCUUUUGAGACAUUUUGGAUGUCCUUGCUGCUGGGAACUUGCUUCGGUGCUAAAAGAAUCUAAAGAGAUAUUCGACUCUUCUGGUGUCAAGUUAAUUGCUGUUGGUGUGGGUGCUCCCAACAAAGCUCGCAUUCUUGCUGAGAGGUUGCCGUUUCCUAUGGAUUGCCUGUAUGCUGAUCCUGAUCGUAAGGCAUAUGACGUCUUAGGAUUGUAUUAUGGUUUUGGUCGGACAUUUUUCAAUCCUGCAAGUGCUAAAGUUUUCUCGAGGUAUGAAACGCUGAGAAAUGCCGUAAAGAACUACACAAUUGAAGCCACUCCGGACGAUAGAAGUGGUGUCUUGCAACAGGUUGAAACGUAUCCUUUUGUGCACUAUUAAAACUCUUGAAAUCUGCCUUUUAUUGAAUUUACAAGUUUUCGUUCUGAAAAUCUCUAUUACUAGGGAGGGAUGUUUGUCUUCAAGGGAAAAGAACUCCUGUAUGCUAGGAAGGAUGAAGGGACCGGUGAUCAUGCUUCUUUAGAUGACAUUAUCAAUGUCUGCUGCAAAGUCCCAGCCUAAGGGGAACAAAAUCACAUCUAAUAUGAAGGUUAGGCGCUUUGUCCUUCUCACUAAAAAAGAUGGAUCUUUGAGCUGGAACGACUAUGAUAAACCUUGUAGACCAAUACUUCUCGUUUAUAUAUAUAUAUAUAUAUAUAUAUAUAUAUAUAUAUAUAUAUAUAUAUUUUGAAAUGUAUAAUACUCGUUUGUAGACCAAUAUACAGUUCAUGAAACCUAAGAAUUGAAGUGUAUGAUUAAAAAAAAAAAUGUAAGCACAAAAAUGUUGUUGGGGGAAAAAAAAAAGAAAGGAGAAAAGUUAAACUUGAGUUCAAUCUAAACUUAAGCAUCAUCCAUUCUUCAAUCAACUAAGUUGUCCGCUACCCAUCUAAUCUGACUUACGCAUCUAAUCAAAUCUAGGAAAUGCAGCCAACAAGCACUAAAAUCUUUGUGACCAUAGUUUCUAUGGAAAACAAUUCGUCACAGUUGUCGAAGAUAUCGUUGCAAGGAAGGUGUUUCAUCAUCGUAUGACUGCAUUGCAUCGGAGAGAUGACAAAAAUAAAGUUAAUAUUUAAACAAAUAAAAAAAAAUUAAUGUAGUUAAAUAUAUAGAUACCGGUCCUAGUAGGGAUUGGAUUUCUUCGUGCGAAUCAUCAUAACGACGUUCAUUGUCGUUGUUUGAAUAACUUGGUACUGAUCCCGCACUAAAAAUCUGCAAAUUUCGUUUGAAUGUGUCUGAAUGAUCUCGCAUGUUGGUCAUCAAAGGAUUAGUGAUUGUAGUAUUAUUACUCCAUAGAUUGCUAGCUGAACUUCUAAGGUCAUUUAUAAUGCCCAAAUUUCUCCUUCCAUAAUCUGCUGAGCAAACAAUAAAUGGUUAAUUAAGCUACAUUAUCUGAUUACAUAAAACAAACUCGAGUCUUAUUAUGGCACGAAAAUAGUAAAAAAUAUUAAAUUACCUGGCAAACAACAACUUGGAAAUGAUCCAAUCUGCCAAGUAGGUUGAGAUGGAAAAAUGCUUGAGCUUUGAUUUGGGAAAUUUUCAAUGAGUCGGUAUUCAUUCCCGCCGAUGUUAGAAACACAUGGUUGUGAUACAACGUUUGAUGGUUGACUGUGACGCUGAUACACGUCUGGAAAGGGUGGGAGAAGAUUUUGGUUGUGUCGUUGAAGGUGGUUUUGGUGAAGGUGGCUAAUGUGUGAAAAAGUUGGAGUAUAUUGGAAAGAAUGGUUUGUAUGGGAAUUGUAGCCAUCGUUUCCCAUUGCCAUGCUCUCCCGCGGUAAUGAUAUUUCCUUUGCUUUACUUUGCUUCUUUAGAUUCUUCCUAUAUUUCUGCGAUGUUGGUGCAAAAAGUUUAACUGCCAUGUACAAUGAUAAUAGAGUAUGGACAACAUUUAAUGUAUGCUCUAAAUACUUUUUUUCUCCUUUCGUCAUGAAAUAAUUGUUUAGUUUGAAAUUUUUAUUUAAUAAUAAUAAUUUAGAAUCAAAGUUAAAAAAAAAAUACAUAGAACUCACUUGGAGAUGACUUGCUACGUUUACUCGAGUCAACUGAGGCUCAUUCAUGAGUUUGCGAAUAUUCUCUGGACCUACUACAACUGCGAAACCACCCCCCAAAAAAAAAAAUUAAUAAUAAAUAAAUAAAAUGUAUCAACGGAAUCAAGUUUUGAGAUCACUAGGGAAUUUUCCACUUAAACUGCAAGAG